Molecule: messenger RNA, 1104 nt
Organism: Caenorhabditis elegans
Lineage: Eukaryota; Metazoa; Nematoda; Chromadorea; Rhabditida; Rhabditidae
Gene: srw-115
Product: G-protein coupled receptors family 1 profile domain-containing protein
Exons: 5
Coding region: 1-1104 (367 amino acids)
Biological process (GO): signal transduction; G protein-coupled receptor signaling pathway
Cellular component (GO): membrane
Molecular function (GO): G protein-coupled peptide receptor activity; G protein-coupled receptor activity
Source: RefSeq, marked reviewed
AUGUAUCUAUCGGACUGUAAAUUGCUUUCGUUGUAUUACGCAGGUUUUGAAAAGUCGACGGCAAAAUCAUUGUGCGAGUUUGAAAAAAAGUUCAUUCCUUUUUCUUCUAAUGUUCUCAGCUAUUUACCGGAUGUUUCGAUUGCAAGUAUUUUGAUAAAUCUCAUCCAUUUUUUCAUUCUCACAAGGAAACCAAUGAGAACAUCUUCAAUCAAUAUCUUGAUGGCUGCAAUUGCACUAUUUGAUAUUUUAGCCUCUUUACAACAAAUCGAAUUAUUGCUUGAUAGAUACAGUUACAUUUUCUUCGAUUGCUAUCCCACAUACACAUACGGCCUGGAAUUGACUAAAGUUCUACUUGACGUAGUCAGAGAUUACUCAAGAAGAUGCUCAACCUGGCUCAUCGUUUUCAUUGCUUUUAUUCGAACACUGAUUGUUCGGAAUCCAAUGAGCACAAAGUUUGAGGCACUGUGCCAGCCGAAAGCAUCAGCAAUCAUAAUUGCUGGAAUUUGUGCGACAAGCUUCCCAGUUUCAGUGCUCAAGUUUCUCGAAUAUCAAUUUAUUGAGAUCGAGGGACUCGAAUCUUGUGCUAAAGGACCGCAUCACAUUUUCGCUGUGUCCGAUUUAUUUACUGCAAACGACGGUUUUUUGGCAAAAUAUUUUUAUUUAUUCAAUUCAUUUGUGUCAGACAUAGUUCCGUGUAUACUGCUACCGAUUGUAACCUUAUUACUGGUUAUGGAUUUAUGGAGAGCCGCUAAAAAAAGAACGAAUCUCAUUUCUGUGAGUAAGAACCAUAAUUCUCGAACUGGAUUAGUGUUCUGUGUAACUAUAAUGUUUUUCAUUGUUGAGUUUCCUUAUGGAUUGAGCAUGGGGUUUGUGUGGAUGUAUAAUGAUGUGUUGGGCUUACAGCACAUGAUGUCUCGAUUUGCAUUCAUGUUUGCAAUGUUAAUUACUUUAAACACGUGCACCCAUCUCUUCGUUUGUCUAAUCAUCUCUUCUCAUUAUAGGAGUACAGCCAUUUACGUCUUCUCCUGUGGAUAUAUUAAUUCGAAAAACACAAUUGCGAGCAGGACUCAAGUCACUUCCUCGUCUCAGUCAAAAACCCUAUAA